This is a messenger RNA of Annulohypoxylon truncatum, 5972 nucleotides long. RefSeq names its product proteasome component. Gene Ontology annotation, biological process: proteasome assembly. The transcript has 4 exons. Gene Ontology annotation, cellular component: cytoplasm; nucleus. NCBI's taxonomy places the organism in Eukaryota, Fungi, Ascomycota, Sordariomycetes, Xylariales, Hypoxylaceae. The record is from RefSeq and is a predicted model, not a curated record. Gene Ontology annotation, molecular function: molecular adaptor activity. The coding region runs from base 284 to 5746 and encodes 1820 amino acids.
GUUUCUACUCGUUGCCAGGUGAUUGAUGUGUUGACGUGCGCAUCUUGCUGGCUAAAAGCAUUAUGGGAAUAGGAAUACGUUAAAAAGUCACGCAUACGUCGGCUUUAGAUGACUCUGAUGCGAUCGUUUUAUUUCAUACGUCCUUAGAAGUUUUGAGGAAAUUGAGGUACACUACUAGAAUCGUCAACUUCGGGUUACUUGCGCAUUGGUUUUUCGUUAACGCGACACAUAUUCUGUGCACUCGAGAGCUUCAUCUCGCCCUUGGUGGGCUACAAUAUCAUCCAUGGCUUCAUCUAAUGAAGGGGCAGAGCUCAAGUUCGUAUCAUCUAUUCGCUACAAAUUUGCCAGUGUAUCCGGAGAUGAGAAGAAAUUGAGCGACGCACUAAAUUCUCAGCUUGCUCCCCUUCUCGGUAAAGCUGGUAGUCAGUACAAGGCUGUCCGAGAUGCUACCUUCCAGGCAUUCAUCAGCGUCAAUAACUUCAUUAAACCCGUGGGCGUUGUGCUGCCCGUUGCUGCUCUUGUAGACCAAUACAAAAAGACCAGUUCGCCCAUGGUCAAGCAAUUAGAUCUGAGUCUUAUCAAGCAGGGCAUCCUAAGACUUGAUCAACCCAAACGACGAGAACUUCUACCGAUUGUCCUUCGAGGGAUCUCAAAGGAAACUAACCCGGCUAGUGCGGCCGGAUUCUUUAACAUUUUCCUGCGUUUGCUUCUAGAUAUUAAGAUACCUGGUCGAGGUAGCAACGAGGAUAAUGCGCUUCGAGAGCAAACGGGUCUAUCAGACCCCGCAGAUGCUGGCUACAUAGCGCAAUGGCUCGGCAAGCUCUUUCUCCUGAGACAGGACUUGGCCUUAGCAAAAGAGGAAGAGCUUGACGGAAAGCUACGAGCUUUACCCUCCGGCCUCUCCAUGGAGGAUGUCACUUUCCUAAGAAACAAAAAUCCCCAGGCCUGGCAUCCAGGUAGCCCAUCUAGCCUAAGUUUACCCGAGUGCAAACUGAAGGCUGUCAGUUUCUUAGCCAGUGGAGCAUUUACAGACUCCGAACGACAUAUUCCAGCAAUCUGCGCUGCUGGUUCCGCAGAUUCACGAAUUACGUCAAUCGCCGAUGAUGCUCUGAAGCGGUCAAACGUUGAUCUCGAAAAUAGAAGCGUGGUCAGGGUUCUAUAUAACGCACAUAAGAGCUUUCCAGCUGCUCAUCGGAUACAAAUCCUUAGGCUACUUUCGAAAUCGGUCAUUGCCUGUAGCUUCAGUGAGGAUGUAGUGGAGGCUGUGAAGCAAGAUUUCGAUCUUGGAUCUGGUGAUAAUGCUUCCGUCCUCGGCCUCGAAGCGUUGCGCUUGAAUAAGGCAUUAUUGGCAUUUUUAGGCUGGAUUGCUAGAAACAGUUCUACCUCUACUAAUGAUAGCCACGGCAUGGGCCCUUCUCUCGUCCUUAUUCUAAAGGACUACAUUCUAAGACAAGGAUGGCCGGAACCUACGCCCCAGGGAAAUCAGUCUCAGAUCCAGGAUGAGCUGAAGCUACGGGCCAAUGCGUACGAAACUAUUGGUAUUCUAGCUAGGGGUAGUCGCUUCGAACACAAGGCGAAAGACUCACUUUUAAAAUGGCUUUUCGACUCUCUUGUUUCCGAUCCGAGCCCCGACAUCGUAGUCUACAUCGAGAGCGCCUUGUCUAGCAUGAUGGGUCUCUUCAAACCAACCAACUCGGCGGAAACCCGUGACCUGGAAUUACUACUUCUAGAGUAUAUGACCCUGUCAGAAAGACAAGGCAGAAGGACUGCACGACAUAUAGCGGCACGCUUUGCGAAUAAUAGCCUUCCUUACAGCAAUAUUCAGGCUCGAUGGAUCGAUAUUCUAGCACUAGGCGGUGGAUCUUCUGAACGACGCGAUGUGCUGGAAGAGGGACAACGAGGACUCGAUCCUUGGUGGGCUACUAAACUACACCCCGAUGAUGCGCUAAUCUUACCUGACUGGGUAAGAUUGGUAGAUCUACUCUUCGAUGUUAAACAUGAAGAAGACGAGAAUCGUAUGGACGUUGACCAGACAUCCAAGUACACUCUAUUCCCCGAUAACCAUCUCCAAGCUUUUCCAAUAGCGAUACGUUUCGUCAAGCAAAUCCUUUUCCUUACCGCAUUAAACGAGGAUAAAUUCGAAGUGGACUGGGAAUCCCAACUAGAACGAAAUGUCGAAAACAAUCUAACCACCCGUGGCAGUAUCAGAAAGUAUUUCGCAAGCGUGAACCCAGAGUCUCUUCUAACAGUCCUUAACGCAGCCCUUGAUGGGCUUCGAGAUCACCCAGAUGUCGGCUCUGAGGAGAGCGUUAGGUGUAUUGCAGAGAUAUUGACAUUCGCUCCUUUACCCGUCAUAUCACCCCUAUCCACGAGGACGCGAGAAUUAAUUCCCUUACUCAAGUCAAAUAACCAGAAGGUUAGACAAUUGGCUUCCAAAGCUUUUGGUAUACUCGCACCAUGGAGCAACGAGUCUGCCAUUCUUAUUUCUCAGUUACGAAACUUCGUUGAGUCUAACCAAGAACCAUCGGCUUCUCAAUCUGCAGAAUAUCAAGGCUCGCUUGCUUGCUUGGGCAGCUACUUUUCUCGAGCUGCUUACUAUGGUAAAGUUCAGCCUCAAGAUGUAUCCGAGCAUGCUCAAUUCCUCUAUGAGAGUGUCAUGUCUGCAUUGCAAAAUGGGAGCACGGAUAUCAAGACCGCCGCUCUUGACUCCAUCUCCCAACUCUGGACUGCAAGCGUCCAUUUUCCUCUCAAUGAUGGUGAAUUGAGUAAAACCCUAGACUCACUCGCAAAACUUGCCAUUUCGGGUAAUGAGAAAGCAAUCACCGCUCUAGGAAGGUUAGCGAUCCCUUCUUCAGCUGAUUCAUCGGGAAGUGAGACAGAACCGGUAGCAAAGAUCUUGGACAAGUUAUUCGCGCUAUCAGAUAUUAAGAGGACAGAAGUUCACUUUGCGACCGGUGAAGCAAUUGCUUGUGCGAUUUCCCGUUGGGAUUCUGAGGCUGUACAACUUGGUCUAGAUGUGGAACCCUCAGGAACUGGCCAAUCCGACAUUAUCGAGGCUCUGGGCAAGCGCCCUUCUAGAAUUGAUGCCACGAUCAACAAACUCAUUAGCGACUGCAAGACUACUAAGCCUUCACUUUUGAAGGCUUCUGGCAUAUGGCUUUUCUGCGUCAUUCAAUACUGCUCAAAUCUACCUGAAAUCCAAUCUCGUUUACGCGAGUGCCAAGUUGCUUUCAUGCGACUGCUUACUGCCCGUGAUGAAUUGGUACAGGAGACUGCGUCGCGUGGCCUUGGGUUAGUGUAUGAAAAAGGUGACGAGUCGCUGAAAGGUGACCUUGUUAAGGACUUGGUAGCAAGCUUCACCGGAACUAAAACACAUCUCAAAGUUGACGAGGACACCGAGCUUUUCGAUGCCGGCGCCCUACCAACCGGCGAAGGCAAAUCCAUCACGUCGUAUAAAGAUAUCAUUAGCCUUGCUAACGAAGUUGGGGAUCAAAGUCUCAUCUACAAAUUCAUGGCUUUGGCUACGAACGCCGCAACCUGGACUGCUCGUUCGGCAUUCGGCCGGUUUGGUUUGAGCACUAUCCUAUCAGAUGCAGAAUUGGACCCCAAGAUCUAUCCAAAGCUAUAUCGAUAUCGGUUUGAUCCGAAUUCAAACGUGCGAAGGUCGAUGGACGACAUUUGGAAGGCGGUCGUUAAGGACCAAACGGUCGUGAUCGACACACACUUUGAUGCGAUCAUGAACGACCUGUUGAAGAGCAUAUUAGACGGAAGAGAGUGGCGGGUACGAGAGGCAAGCUGCGCGGCGAUUGCUGAACUCAUUUACGGCCAGCCAUUUCCCAAGUACGAAAAAUACUACACGGAAAUCUGGAGAUCGACGUUACGAGUCCUAGACGACCAGAAAGGUUCGGUCCGAGCGGCUGCGCUCAAGUUAUGCAUGGGCUUGUCGAAAACACUUGUCACGCAACUCCAAGAAAAUAACGCUUCCUCUUCUUCUAAGGCCAUGAUUACCCAAGUUGUCCCAUUCCUGUUGUCCGACAAGGGAAUAGAAAAUUCGGCCAAAGAAGUGAAGCAAUUGUCGAUCAUUACAGUUCUUGACGUCGUAAAGAAUGGUGGUGAUGCACUGAAGCCCUUUAUUCCAACUAUCAUUACACAUUGCCUUGGGCUGCUGAGCACCGUGGAACAUGAAGCGGUCAAUUACUACUACCAACGAGUCAGCGAGGAAGACCGUGAAGGCCUCGAUAAGUUACGAAGUACUUUUGCUACACGAUCGCCCAUUUUCGAAUGUGUCAUCGACUGUUUGCGGUUCGUCGACGAAGACGUCAUGAAGGAAUUAGCUCCGCAAUUGAUAUCGACCAUAAAAUCUGCUAUUGGGAUGCAGACGAAGAUUGGCUGCAGUGAAGUUCUCAACACCUUAGCCCUACGGCACAGCAUUCUCCUACCGCCGUACAAUGCAACGUUUCUUAAGGCGAUGGAAAUGCAGAUUCUGGACCGGAAUCAUGAAACCAGCAAAGCCUAUGCGAGAAGCGCCGCAUACUUACUAAGAUCUGCGAGUGUAGAGGCCCGAGAACGGUUUACUUCUAGACUCUUGGACUUGUACUUCGAGUCCGAGGACGAUACCAGGCGCCAGAAAAUUGCGGAUGCAGUCUUGGCCAUUGCUAAAAUUUCGCCAGAUGCAUUUACCGACCUGGAGGCUCGUCUCCUGCCCUUUGCAUACUUUGCCAAGCAUGACACCGAUGAAUACGUCUCGGAGGAGUUUGAGGCCACCUGGAGUCAACACGCGGGUGGGAGCCAUAGUGUAAAGCGCUUUGUUGAUGAGAUCACGCAGAUCGUGUCCCGGGGCUUGAAUACGUCGAAGUGGGCUCUCCAACAUGGUGCCGCCUUGACAAUCGCAUCCAUGAUCACUGCUCUCAGCAGUGCUGUCGGAAAAUACCUACAGUUCACGGACGCGGAUUUGCAAAAGAUUUGGCCUGUGCUAGAUAAGGCUCUAGCGCUCAAGACAUUCAAGGGGAAAGAGAAGCUGGUGACAGCGUAUCCCCUCUUCGUGCUUCACGGCAAGAAGCUCUGGGACACGGAUUCUGUCUUCGCUGCUCAGCUGAAGAAGAUAGCCAUACGCGAGGCAAAGCGGAACAACGACGAAUACCGACCCUAUGCAUUUGAGGCACUCGCGGAGUUCGCUAGCGCCCGGGAGGACUUGGAUAUGUAUGCGGAGGUAGUCGGCCUGGUGUCGGAAUACUUGAAACCUGACGACGAAGCACACAAAGUCACCGAGUUGGAGCGAAGGACGGCCGAAGCAGCACUCAAAGCUGCUAUGACAGCUUAUAACCGCCAGAAGAUGCGAUCUACCCCAACUUCGGUAUUGGGAGACGUGGUUACUACAAUGGAAGGGGCAAGACAGGCAAUUUCGCUAGCUAAGGAUGCAUGGUUUAUCAGCAUAACCGAAAUCAUGAACCAAGCAGCUGCAUCGGAAGGUUCUCCCGAUUCAACAGCCGCAGUGGUAGCUACUCGCUGGUUCCGACUCUUGGUGGCAAAUGAGAGUGACGUUGCUCUUGAGAGCCAGCGUUCAAGCAGGGCCAAGGCGCUGGAUGCGUUCGUAAAGGCGUGGAAGAAAGGCGUCUUUGGGUCAACUAGCGAACAGGGUUCGUUACGCGAAGAGAUAGAACAGAAGCUGAAGGCAAUGGCGGAGGCAGAUCGGUCUAUAGACGUGCAGAAGCUUUUGGGCCAGGUCGCUCAACAGCUGGCAGCCUGAUUUGGUGAAGGAAACAUUGCGAAGAAUUGGCGUUUGGGAAUGAUUGUAUUGUUUCAUAAAUAUACAAUCAUCGAUUCCGUGAACAGUGGAAUAACUGCGUUAUUCAAGGAUGAUAGAGGUCUCCUAUGUAGGUACAAACUUCGUGUUUGCCGCCAUAGAUCUCCAUAUGUAGUCAGUAAUCAAUAUAGCAGUUCCUACGCAUCUACCUGCGUAGUUAUAUGCGAAA